AUGGCUCCAUUGGGUACAAUGCUGGUCCUCCUUUCAUUAGUACUAGGCAGUGCAAAAAUAAUUCCUCAAGCAGAAGCUCGGGCAUUUUUUGUGUUCGGUGAUUCUUUGGUCGACAAUGGAAACAACAACUACUUGGUCACCACUGCUCGCGCCGACACACCACCGUAUGGAAUUGAUUUUCCGACGCACAGUCCCACCGGUCGUUUCUCAAAUGGCUAUAACCUCCCUGACUUGAUAGGUCAAUACUAUGGCUUGGAAGCAACAUUGCCAUACUUGAGUCCGGAGCUUUCUGGGGAUAAGCUGCUUCAUGGUGCUAACUUUGCCUCUGCUGGAGUCGGCAUCCUUAAUGACACUGGAGUCCAAUUUAUUAAUAUCAUUGGGAUGUACGAUCAAAUAGCAUACUUUCUGCAGUACCAGAAGCGACUGAGCGAUCAAAUUGGAGCUGAAAAUGCUACGAAACUCGUCAAGGAGUCCCUUGUUCUGAUCACUUUGGGUGGCAACGAUUUCGUCAACAACUAUUACUUGAUACCUUACUCUCCAAGGUCUCAGCAAUUCAAUCUCCAAGACUACUGUAAUUACCUCAUCUCUGAAUAUCGAAAAAUUUUACAGAGACUACAUGAAGUAGGAGCGGAAAGGGUAAUAGUGACGGGAACAGGACCAUUGGGAUGUGUCCCAGCAGAAUUAGCCAUGCGGAGCAGCAAUGGUGAAUGUGCAGAUGAACUGCAAACUGCCGCAUCACUUUUCAAUCCCCAACUAGCCGAAAUGCUCACUGGACUAAACAAAGAGAUAGGCAGUGAUGUCUUUGUUGCUGCAAACACCAAUCGAGCACACAUGGAUUUCAUUGCCAACCCUCAAGCAUUUGGUUUUGAGACAGCUAAGAUAGCAUGUUGUGGACAAGGCCCUUAUAAUGGGAUUGGACUUUGCACACCUUUUUCCAACUUGUGCCCCAACAGAGACACAUAUGUAUUCUGGGAUGCUUUUCAUCCAACUGAAAGGGCCAACAGGUUGAUUGUGCAGCAGAUGUUCAAUGGCUCAACAUUUUACAUGAAUCCCAUGAACAUUAGCACCAUCAAGAUUUUGGAUCCAUAG
Molecule: messenger RNA, 1089 nt
Organism: Coffea eugenioides
Lineage: Eukaryota; Viridiplantae; Streptophyta; Magnoliopsida; Gentianales; Rubiaceae
Product: GDSL esterase/lipase At5g33370-like
Exons: 5
Coding region: 1-1089 (362 amino acids)
Molecular function (GO): hydrolase activity, acting on ester bonds
Source: RefSeq, a predicted model, not a curated record